GAAGCCUCGCCUUCUCCCUACAUGCAGCGAGCGGCCCUCUGCCAGGCAUCAUGCUCAGCCAAACAGCGAAAUAACGACUUUAGCAAAGGAGCGAGUGCCCAUGCUGGUUUGGCUUUGUGCUGAAUUAACACUUAGCCAGCUGUUUGGUUGCCCCGUCUGUCAGAAUUUACCAGCAAGGGGGUGGGGAAAGAGUCGGGCAACCUUGCAGAGUGACCAUGGCUCACUUUUUAAUUUGAACUACUGGGAAUCAUGGAGAGCAUUUCAAGUAAGAGAGGUGCAUCUGUUAAAUGUUCAGAGAGGGAAUCAACUGAAGGGCACGGAAGGCUUGGAGAACCUGAAGAAUCUGCAGGUUCUUGACUUGGCUAAGAACCACAUCACUAAUCUCUCUGGCCUCCAGAACCUGCACCUGCUGGGCUUCAUCAACCUGGAUGAGAAUGAGAUUAGUGAGACCGAGGAGUGCAAACACAUCCAUGAUCUUCUCCUGCUGAGGGAACUGAAUCUGCUGGGUAACCCUGUACAGGAGCAGCCACAGUACAGGCUCUCAGUGAUCUUUCUCCUCCAGCAUCUGACCAUGUUGGACCAAAAAAUAGUCACUGUUGAGGAAAAGGUUACAUCCAUCAACAAGUACGACCCCCCUAUGGAAGUGGUAGCAGCCAGGGAUCACAUGACCCAGCUGAUGUAUCAGCUGAUGCAGCCCCAGCUACUCUAUGAUAGCACUCUACCCAGUGACGACGCUCCGUAUCCUAUGCUGGUUCUGACUGGUCCACAAGGCUGCGGGAAAAGGGAACUAGCCCAUCGUCUGUGCCAAGAUUUUGACGAGUACUUUGCAUACGGAAUCGGCCACACCACCAGGGAGCCCUACUUUGGAGAGGAGAACGGAAACGAUUACCAUUUUGUCAAUGAAGAGGAAUUUCAGCAGCUGGUACUAACGGGUGCAUUCCUCCAGACCGUCCAAUAUGGUGGCCAUAGGUACGGCUUGAGCAGGGAAGCCAUCGAAGACGUCGCAAAGGAAGGACUCGCAUGCUGCGUGCACAUGGAGCUUGAAGGUGUGUUGAGUCUGAAGAAGAGCAUCUUUGAACCUCGCUACAUCGUCCUCCUGCCCACCUUGCUUGAGAAGUACAGAAACACCCUGGGAACUAGAAACCUGUAUACGCCAGCCCAGAUUGAAGUGGCUGUGUCGCGCAUCGACCUCUACGCCGACUUCAACAGGAAACGUCCCGGCUUCUUUGAUAACGUCAUUCCCUGCGAUGACCUGAACGAUGCCUACCAGAUGCUGGAGGAGGUGGUGAAGGACUACCUGUUGCUGAACGAUCGGGAAGAAGGUGAGGUGCACAAGGAGGAGAAGCCAAGGUCAGGAUUCUCCACUUCAUCCCACCCAUCCACUGCUGCGCUCGACCCCUCACUCCCGCGCUACAAAAACUACUGCACCAAGAUCAGGGAACAACUUGCCCCCAGCAAGACCCCUGCUGAGCUGGCUUCCAUCCGACGGCGGGAGCAGCCGGCGAGAGAGGCAGUAGUGGGGAAGAGUCCAGGGGUCAACAGUAGUUUCAUCAGAAGCUCCUAUGAAUCUCUGGUCAGUUCUGCAUCCAGUUGGCCACGAGGUGGCGAUAUCCUUGGACUUACAGUAGAAACACUCAAAGGUGACAAGCCAUUGCAAGCGCUCGAUGCCGCAGCCGUCAUAGUGACCCCAACUGAUCGACUUCCCGGAUCCAGCAUCAAGCCCAUCCUGCCACCCAUCCCACCUGGACGCAAGACCCCUCAAGCGAACAGCCCGAUGCCGUCACCCAGCCGCUUGCACGAUGCCAUCAGAGCGGAAGACAAGGCCAACAUGCAGGCGUAGUGUCAAGGUUUUUGAAGACAAUGUCUCAAUGGCUCUGCUCCAAAACAAACACUUCAUCUUGUCUUCUUGUCUUGUCCUUCUGCUUCUACUUGAACAUGCAGAGCUUCUUUUUUUUUUACUUUCGUAAUUUUUGCUGCCUUACCUUUGAACUCAUAAUUUUUGGUGCAUUUUUUAAACUCAUAAUUUUUGGUGAUGUUUUUUAAAAGUUUUGUCAUUUUUGGUGCAUUUUUUU
Messenger RNA from Nerophis lumbriciformis (worm pipefish), 2072 nucleotides. NCBI's taxonomy places the organism in Eukaryota, Metazoa, Chordata, Actinopteri, Syngnathiformes, Syngnathidae. The record is from RefSeq and is a predicted model, not a curated record.